Anolis sagrei ordinatus is the source of this 2365-nucleotide messenger RNA. It is a transcript of the gene LIX1L, whose product is annotated as limb and CNS expressed 1 like. The record is from RefSeq and is a predicted model, not a curated record. Gene Ontology annotation, biological process: autophagosome maturation. Gene Ontology annotation, cellular component: cytoplasm. NCBI's taxonomy places the organism in Eukaryota, Metazoa, Chordata, Lepidosauria, Squamata, Anolidae.
GGCUCAUUCGCGGCGAUGGACUCUCUGCGGGCGCAGCGGCUCCAGCCGGGAGUAGGCGGCGGCGCCCUCCGCUCCCUCCGGCCCGGCGUGACCACGGCCCCGCCUCCGCCUCCGCCCCCGCUGGUCCUCCCGCCGCCGCCUCCGCCGCUGUUCCCAGGCCUGGCCUUCGCCGGGACGGGGGGCCCUCCGGCGGGGCUGAGGGAAGCCGUGGACGCCGUGGUGCGGAGCUUCGCCAAGCACACGCAGGGCUACGGGAGAGUGAACGUGGUGGAGGCCCUGCAGGAGUUCUGGCAGAUGAAGCAGUCGCGAGGGGCCGACCUCAAGAACGGGGCGCUGGUGGUCUACGAGAUGGUCCCCUCCAGCAGCCCCCCCUACGUCUGCUACGUCACCCUCCCCGGGGGGAGCUGCUUCGGCAGCUUUCAGUUCUGCCCCACAAAAGCCGAGGCCCGGAGGAGCGCGGCCAAGAUCGCCCUGAUGAAUUCCGUCUUCAACGAGCACCCCUCCCGGAGGAUCACCGACGAGUUCAUCGAGAAGAGCGUCUCCGAAGCCUUGGCCUCUUUCAACGGCAACAGAGAAGAAGCCGAUAAUCCCAGCACAGGCAUCGGCGCCUUCCGCUUCAUGCUGGAGUCCAACAAAGGGAAGUCCAUGCUGGAGUUCCAGGAGCUGAUGACAGUCUUCCAGCUGCUGCACUGGAAUGGCAGCCUGAAAGCCAUGCGGGAGAGGCAGUGCUCGCGACAGGAGGUGCUGGCACACUACUCGCACCGAGCGCUGGACGACGACAUCCGCAACCAGAUGGCCCUGGACUGGGUGAACCGGGAGCAGAGCCUGGCGGGGGCGCUCUCCCGCGAGAUGGCGGCCGCCGAGCGCGAGCUGGAGGAUGCCCGCCUGGCUGGGAAGGAGCUGCGCUUCCACAAGGAGAAGAAGGACAUCCUCAUGCUGGCGGCCGGGCAGCUGGGCAACCGGCACCCCGCCAACUGCUAGGGCCUCCGAUGCGCCCGUUGAACCCGCCGAUGCACAACUGGGAUUCGUUUCUCCUGCAGAUCCUUCCGAUACCCUCCAAAGGCGCUGGAUCUGCCGUCGGUUUGAUCCCGACCCCCUCCGUUGCCCGAUUUUGGCGCCCCGAUCGAACGACGUUCCAAUUUCCCAGAGCAUUGAAUUUGGCCAAGAUUUCAGCCAUUGUUGCAAUGCUUUUCCCAUCCUUCCAGCUGGACUUGCAAAGAUUUCAGCCAUUUUCCCAUUUGUUCAAAUUUAGACUUGCAAAGAUUUCAGUCGUUGUUGCAAUGAGUUUUCCCCAUCGUGUUCCCUGUGAAUCGCACAUAUGGUAUUGCCUGCGCAGACAGUUCGGAAUCUUCUAGAUAACUUCUUAGACACUUUUAGGCGGUAGCCCCGCCCACUCUCCCCUUGAGAGUAUAUAUAGGCAGUGGGAGGGGCUACUGCCUCAGAUCCACUUCAGCCAUUGUUGCAAUGAGUAUUCCCAUUUGUUCAAAUUUGGACUUGCAAAGAACUUCAGCCAUUAUUGCAAUACUUUCUUCCGUCAAAGCUGGAUUUAGAAAGUUGUUGCAACGCCUUUCCCCAUUAUUCAAACCUGGACUUGCAAAUAUUUUUGCAAUACUUUCUUCCGUCAAAUUUGGACUUGCAAAGAUUUCAGUGAGUUUUCCCCAUCGUGGUCCCUGUGAAUCGCACAUAUGGUGUUGCCUGCGCAGACAGUUCGGAAUCUUCUAGAAAACUUACUAGACACUUUUAGGUGGUAGCCCCGCCCACUCUCCCCUUGACGAGUAUAUAUAGCCAGUGGGAGGGGCUAGGUACAGUAUUAAGUGGAAAUGUAGCAUUGCCAGGAAAAAAACUUGUUUUUGUUUUCUUGCUAUGGAUAUAAUGCCUAAUUUUUAGGAAUCUCGUGCAUAAACCGUAUGGAAGGGAAGCGGUGUCUUUAGGGUUAUAUUCUUCGAUGGAUAGGAUACAUAAUUGUAGGGAAAGUCACAUAGUGAAGAUAGGCUCUGCGUUACAACCCCAGAAGCACAAUUCAAAUUCAUUUGGUCGGAAAUUUCCUAAAAUUUCCGAUUUGUUUACAUUCAGAAAAGGAUUUUCGUACGAAAAAUUUCCGAGAUCUAAUGGAACGUAGUCUCUUCCCAGUCUCUUCCCUGCGAUUCGUGUCCCGGAAAUAAGUCUUGUACCUUUUAUAUAUAUAUAUAUAUUAAAGUAUAUGUAUCUAUUUUUAUAUAGCACCUUGUUUACACUGCAGUAUUGAUGUUUAUAAACGCAUUUAUUACAAUACGGCCCUCGAAGGGUUGCCUCCGGUUUUGUUCUCACGAUGUUCUGUACUGGUUUUUGUAAUUUUUUAAAAGUACAAUAAAAGUAGCGUAUCCUG